Molecule: messenger RNA, 1500 nt
Organism: Lodderomyces oxycetoniae
Lineage: Eukaryota; Fungi; Ascomycota; Pichiomycetes; Serinales; Debaryomycetaceae
Exons: 1
Coding region: 1-1500 (499 amino acids)
Biological process (GO): actin filament organization; endocytosis; actin cortical patch localization
Cellular component (GO): actin cortical patch
Molecular function (GO): ubiquitin binding; phosphatidylinositol binding
Source: RefSeq, a predicted model, not a curated record
AUGGCGAUCUUUGGAGACAAGACUGUAACUUCCAUCACUAUCAAAAUUAACCAGCUCUCGAAGAAUAGAGAUGAUAUUGAUGAUAGUAUGGAAUUAUAUUUAGCGGAUUUGCUUGAAUUGAUCAAAAUUCAACCAAAUUCAGGAGCUACGGAAGCUGCAAGAGCUAUAAGGAAAAAAAUCAAGUAUGGCAAUUCGGUGAGUGAACAGCUCCGCGCAUUGAAGUUAUUGGAGCUUUUGCUCUUGAAUUCGGGAAGGAAAGUUGGUCCCACUAUUGCGCGCGACGAUAAGCUUCUUGAAGUGUUGAAGGGAAUCCUCACUGGGCACGGAAAAUUGGCCAACGGAGGUAAUUAUGACCGUAAAGUUCGCAAUCGUGUACUUGGCUUGGCAAUUGGCUGGAAAACCGAAUUUGAAGGAUUAGAAGGGUACAGUUCUGCGCAACAAUUAUACAGGUGCUUGCCAAAGCUGACAAUAAGGAAACUUGAAAAGUCACGACGCAACAGAAACGAUGUUUUUGAGCAAGACUAUGACUACGAUGACGAUAAUGACUAUGACGAUGAUGAUGAUAAUGAUAACAACGAUAAUGGUGCAGACCCAUAUGCCGAUGAUUUUGAGAUUUCUGAACGAGGCUCAUCAAAACUGUCUCAAUCAUCUAUUCCACCUUCCAAUUCACGCUAUAUGAGAUCUCCCAAAGCACCACCGCCUCCACGUCCAAGCACCAAAUCUCCAUAUUCAUUAAAAAAGAGAGACAAGAAUGACAAGACGAAGACGACAAAUGCUCAAAAAAAGAAAAAGAAGAAAAAGAGAUCAAAAAACGGCAUCAUUUAUGCAGAUGAACAGUACGGCAUACCCCAAAUCAACUACAGACUGGAAGCACCAAAAAUAGAUUUAUUGUUAAACGAAUGCAAUAUUAGUUGUAUUGAACUCAAUAACAAACUCAUUUAUUCACCGGAAGUUGACGACGAGAUUUUACAAAUAUUUGAAAAAUGUAAGAAAUUAAGACGCAGUGUAUUGAAAUACCUACAAUUUGUUGGUGCUGGUGAUCCCAGUGAGAAAUCAAGCGAAAUGGUUGAACAAGAAGAGAAAUUUCUCGCUAGGUUAAUAUAUGCUAAUGAACAACUAGUUGAUUCGUUUAAGAAGGUCGAUGCCAAGUCUGGUCGUGUUUCUGCUUCACAGUAUGAUGAAGAUGAGGAAGAAGAAGAAAGUGAGUCAGAUGAAAGCUAUUAUACUAGCGAUGACACUGAAGAGGAAGAGGAAGAGGAAGAGGAGGAGGAGGAGAGGAGAGAGAAGAAGAAAGAAAGAGAGGAAAAUGAUCUGAUUGCUGCAAGGCUACAGUCUGUGACCAUGGACGGAAAUGAAAGGGUAUCACAUCCAUCAUUAUCACGAGUGGCCAACAAACUACAAAGUGGGUUUAAUGAAAGAAAACCAAGACCACGCCUUGAAAAGGCUGAUACUACGGAGUCUUUAGAAGGCAAUCCGUUUGGUGAUACAAAUGUUGUAUAA